AUGACCUCGACGACCACUCUCUUCCAUUGGCGCCGUCUCAUCUCCCUCUCCAUGAUUCCUCCCCCAAAUAUGACCUCGACGACCACUCUCUCUUCUAUUGCUGCCGUCUCAUCCUCCAAUAACCGCCAUCUCAUCUCCCUCUCCCUAUUCCUCCCCCAAAGAUCGCAUUUCUCUUCCUCACAAACUCUUAUCUCACCUUCUCGCCUCUCUGAGAAAGCUUCUUCCAAGGUCAUGAACAUCUCUACAACAACCUACAUCCACCCAGAUCUAUCAUCAGGCUAUUUGAUCCUCCGGCAAGUUCGAGAUCCAAGUUGCAUAACCGGAGCUGGAAGAGAAAUUGAGGUCUAUCAAAGCGUCUUCGUCGUCAUCAUAGCCGGACAGUGCAUCAGCGAGGUGAUGGACGAUGCUGAUGCGGCGGCGUUGCAAGGUUUAGUUGUGCAUGGGAGAUGUAACGUCGGUGGGAGUGGGAGGUUUCAGCGGCGAAUUUCGACCAAGACGUGUGAGGACACAAUUUUUUAUUUUUAUUUUCUUUAA
Messenger RNA from Microthlaspi erraticum, 534 nucleotides. The record is from the annotation of a GenBank genome assembly. NCBI's taxonomy places the organism in Eukaryota, Viridiplantae, Streptophyta, Magnoliopsida, Brassicales, Brassicaceae.